Messenger RNA from Schistosoma spindalis, 1623 nucleotides. The record is from the annotation of a GenBank genome assembly. NCBI's taxonomy places the organism in Eukaryota, Metazoa, Platyhelminthes, Trematoda, Strigeidida, Schistosomatidae.
CAAGGUGUUUUGAUGGCGGAAAUUAAACUUUGUCCGUACAUCAUCCUGCAUUCGGUUUUCCAAUGACUGAUAACUUGCGAACUAUUAAAUGUGUUGUGGUUGGUGAUGGAGCCGUUGGGAAAACUUGCUUACUUAUAUCAUAUACCACGAACAAAUUUCCAAUGGAUUAUGUUCCAACUGUCUUCGAUAACUAUGCUGUAACUGUUAUGGUUGGAGGAGAGCCGUACACUUUGGGACUUUUUGACACAGCUGGUCAAGAAGAUUAUGACCGUUUGAGGCCUCUUAGUUAUCCUCAAACGGAUGUUUAUCUAAUUUGCUUUUCUGUAGUCAACUCCACCUCUUUCGUGAACGUCGAAGAAAAGUGGGUCCCGGAAAUAAGACAUCACUCGCCCAAGGUGCCAUUCCUUCUUGUUGGAACACAAAUUGAUCUUCGCGAUGAAGGCGCUACAAUAACCCGCUUGCAUAACGACAAAGCGAAAAUGGUCAGUAGUGAUCAGGGUAAAAAACUCGCCGAACGUUUAAAAGCUGUCAAGUAUCAGGAGUGUUCAGCUCUUACCCAGAUCCCAAUAGUUCGGUCUUUAGUGAAGAACUGUGGUUCUCGUCAACGUAAUUACUUGCCGUUACUGAUCUCUGCGUAAUUACUACCGUUUCUAUACGAUAUGGAUUUCACUCUUUUCAUCAUUGUUAGCUGAACAGUCAGCGACUUCAUUAAAAUUAAAAUUUCCGGGUUCCUGAAGGGCUAUUCAUCAAUAGACUUACAGCAUUAAUUUCCGAAUAAAUUUCCUCGUCAUUAAAACAAGUUUUACUCAAACAGUCAUACUAUCAACUAAAAAUAUAUUUAUUUGCCUUUAAUUUACAUACUUGUGUUAUUGAUUUUUUUCAUUUUCCCAAUUGCUACAAACAUCAAAUAUAUUCUUUCUUUGUACAGAAAGGUUUGAAAGAUGUGUUCGACGAAGCUAUCCUUGCUGCCCUGCGACCUCCAACAGACCGUAAGAACAAACGCUGUUGUGUACUGUGAAAACUGAGUUCUUUUGCCAAUCCGUCCUUUAAUUAUUGAUUUAACUUGUUAUAGAAAAAUCAGCAAAAUUGUUGGCCGGAUUCCUUACAAACCUUACUAUUAUCUCCAUAUUAUUCUUAUCAUCAUUAAUUUUUAUUGAUACUAUUGCUAAUACCACUCACAGACUCAAUUAUGUGUUCAACAAGAAUGUGAGUACUUUGACAAAUGUGGCCUUGUUCCUUUAUUUUCUCCCCUUUCUUUUAUCUUCACAGAACGGUGAUCUUGCUGUUAAUUUUAAAAAUUCUACUGUUAAUGCUAUUUGUUAAAUAACUCAAUGCACCUUCAGCGAAUUUCUUUUCCUAUCGUUUGGUUGGCUCAUUAUUUGUUUCUAAGUAGUGUUUAAUAGUCAGUAAUGACAUUAUAUAAAUUCAUACGGGAAAUAAUGUUCCACUAUCUUUGUUAGCUUAUUGUCGUCACAUUAUCAACUGUUGCAUGGUGUGUGUCUAGAAAAAGACGUGCUUAUGGAGAUAAAUCAGUUUGUUUAAUCAAAACUUAAAAGAUGGGAAGCCCCACAGGAUAAGGACAACAUUAGUUCACCAUUCGGAGUGUACUAUUCUUACAUUUGC